Molecule: messenger RNA, 897 nt
Organism: Zygosaccharomyces rouxii
Lineage: Eukaryota; Fungi; Ascomycota; Saccharomycetes; Saccharomycetales; Saccharomycetaceae
Gene: ERJ5
Product: Erj5p
Exons: 1
Coding region: 1-897 (298 amino acids)
Biological process (GO): protein folding
Cellular component (GO): endoplasmic reticulum membrane
Source: RefSeq, a predicted model, not a curated record
AUGCCGUCAAUAGGAAUUGGGAUUUGGUUAUUGUUGAUCUGUGCCGUUGGGUAUUGCUUUACCAAUGCUGAAGUGGAAAUAUUUCAAUUACAGCAAGAGCUUGUAAAGAAAUAUGGAUCAGAUAUUGAUUUCUACCACUUUUUGAAAUUGCCUAAUCUACAGGGAUCAACUGCUAAGGAGAUUACCAAGAAUUUUAGGAAAUUGUCUAAGAAGUACCAUCCUGAUAAGAAUAAGAAGUUCAAGAAGUUGUACGGUCGUCUCAAUAUUGCUACGCAAGUUUUAACAAAUGAAAACACCAGAAAGACUUACGAUUACUACUUGAAACAUGGUUUCCCAGAUUAUGAUUUUAGCAAAGGUGGAUUUUUCUUCAGGAGGGUUCAGCCUAAGACGUGGUUCAUUAUACUCUUCGUGUAUACAUCGGCAAGUUUAAUCCAUUAUAUUCUACUGAAAACACAAGCACAAAGUCAGAGGAAGAGAAUUCAAUUCUUCAUCGAUCAAGUGAAGAGUCAAGAUGAUACCCGUGGACUUGGUGAAAAAAAAUUGGCAUUCCAACAGCAUGCUGAAGAUGAACCAAGAGAAAUUACAAUUCGUUACGGUGAUGUUUUCAUAACGGAGGAAGAUGGUGCUGAAACAGCAAUUUCUCCUGAUACGGUACCAGAACCAGGUGUGCUGGAUACUUUAUUCUUCAGAUUACCAUGGAUUAUAAUUAGGCCAUUCGUUAAACCAUUGCUUAAACCUUUCGUCAGUGAUAAGAAACAAGAGAGAUCAAAGAAAUCGGAGAAAGUAAAUUUAGAGGUAGAUGUGCAAGACUCAAAGCCUAAGAAAAAUGCAACGACUAAAUCAAAUCAAAAAGUCUUAGCCAAUGGAAAAGUUUUAACAGCACGUAAGAGGAAAUGA